CAUCUUGCGGGCGGGACUGCACGGAAGAAGGUCCCGGGACAGUCUGCUGGCCCGACGCCUCACCCUGCCGCUCGGAGUCCCCGAGCGGUCGCGUCCGUAGCCCAUGCCGCCCCUCGCUGUCCCAGCCGUGGCCACAUGCCUCCUCCGCGGGGCCCUGCGGUUGUGGGGCGGCCGCUGUGCACCGCGCCUGCCGCGGGCCGCGAGAUGUUCUCAUUCUGGAGGGGAGGAACGUCUAGAAACUCCUUCUGCUAAAAAAUUGACAGAUAUAGGAAUUAGAAGAAUCUUCUCUUCAGAACAUGACAUUCUCCGGGAAAGUGUAAGGAAGUUUUUUCAAGAAGAAGUGAUUCCUUAUCACGCAGAAUGGGAGAAAGCUGGAGAAGUAAGUAGGGAGCUUUGGGAAAAAGCUGGAAAACAAGGACUGCUUGGUGUCAAUAUUGCAGAACAUCAUGGUGGCAUUGGGGGGGACUUGUAUUCGGCAGCUGUUACUUGGGAGGAGCAAGCAUAUUCGAAUUGUACAGGCCCAGGUUUUAGUCUUCAUUCAGAUAUUGUCAUGCCCUAUAUUGCAAACUAUGGCUCAGAAGAACAGAUUAAGCGUUUCAUCCCCCAGAUGACUGCAGGGAAAUGUAUUGGUGCCAUAGCAAUGACAGAGCCUGGAGCUGGAAGUGAUUUGCAAGGAGUAAGAACAAAUGCCAGAAAGGAUGGAAGUGACUGGAUUCUCAAUGGAAGCAAGGUAUUCAUCACUAAUGGAUGGCUAAGUGACGUUGUGAUCGUAGUGGCAGUCACAAGUCGUGAAGUUCACUCUCCUGCCCAUGGCAUUAGCCUUUUUCUGGUGGAAAAUGGAAUGAAAGGAUUUAUCAAGGGACAAAAGCUACAGAAGAUGGGACUAAAAGCCCAGGAUACUGCAGAAUUAUUCUUUGAAGAUGUACGUUUGCCAGCAAGUGCCCUACUAGGAGAAGAGAAUAAAGGCUUCUAUUAUCUCAUGCAGGAGCUUCCACAGGAAAGGCUACUGAUUGCUGACUUAGCAGUUUCAGCCAGUGAAUUCAUGUUUGAAGAAACCAGGAACUACGUUAAACAAAGAAAAGCUUUUGGGAAAACAGUUGCACACAUACAGACGGUGCAGCAUAAGCUAGCAGAAUUAAAAACCGACAUUUGUGUAACCAGAGCUUUUGUGGACAGCUGUCUCCAGCUGCAUGAAACGAAACGUCUGGAAUCUGCCACUGCUUCCAUGGCAAAAUACUGGGCAACUGAGUUACAAAACAGAGUAGCUUAUGACUGUGUACAGCUGCAUGGAGGUUGGGGAUACAUGUGGGAGUACCCAAUUGCAAAAGCUUAUGUGGAUGCCCGAGUUCAGCCAAUCUAUGGCGGUACCAAUGAAGUAAUGAAGGAAUUGAUUGCAAGAGACAUUGUCCGUCCUGACAAGUAGACAUUGGCCCACAUCCUGGAAUCCUAUUACAACUAAUCUGGUUCUAAAUCUACUCAAGAUAAAAUACAACCUGCAAAGGGAGGGAACACUAAACAUGUUUUUAUAUGCUCUCUCUGUAGAGAAAGAAAUCAAAUGCAAAUUUAAGAGUAACACAAUGGGGGGGUGGGUAGAAAUCUUUGAAUCCAAAGAUCCUAAAGUUUUCCAAUAUAAGCUUUAACUUUUAAUUUUUUAUAUAGCUGAGAGGCAAAGAUUUUCUGAUUCUAGACGCCUUAAUGUUUUAUUUGUCCCUAAAAUUCUAAAAGAUCAUAAUCGCUUAGAUCUUUAAAAUAGAGGCAGAAAUAAUUUUAUUAUACUAUAGAAAUGGGAUUAAUAAUAUUUACAGCAUAUUGACUUUGAAAAGGAAAAAUAAAUAUGAUUUACAGUGCAAAAUAAGUUUAGCUAUCUUUUAUUCCAAAUUCCCCAGAACAGUUUCUACCACCCUACCCUAAACCUGUUUUUAAGUAAUGAAACACUUUCUUCAAACCAAAGCUUAUGCCGAAUCCUUGUGAAAUCCUGAUGUGUGAGGAGCUGCUCUGGUUGAAGCAGGAAGCUUUCCUACCUUUUGGCCCUUAGAACCACUAGGCUCAGCUAACCAAAUCCCAACUGCAGAAUGCCGUUGGUUCCCUCAACCACUGACACCUUGGCUUUCAAUAGAUUUCCAUCCUAGUCUGACUUCUGGGAGAACACAGAAUAAUCCAUCAUCCUUUAGUUUCAAGAUAUUGAUAUGUUUUAUAGGUAUCAAAACAAUUACUUUUAUUUUGGAGCAGUGGAAUUUUUAAAUUAAUUUAACAUAUUUAUACUUUGUGUCUCUAUAAUCCAGGCUGGUAAAAAUAUGAUGAAAAAUAUGAUUUAAAAAAUUGGCAAGAUCCCUGCUAAUAAGUGAAUAAACAAAUAAGUUAUAAUGUAAGAAGUAAAUAAAAUAAAUAAUACUUUAAAUCAUGAUAAAGGCAAUAAAGGAAAUAAGGUAAGCAUUUAAAAUAGGAAAGUGAGGAAAUGACAUUUGAUUUGACUUAUCAAAAAUAAGACAUUGAUUUGUAAACUGCUGGCAUCAUUUUAGUAUUGUUUUUCUUUGCAUAUAUUGGUGAGACAGUGAAUAAAGUAGUUUAUAGAUGGAAAUAAAUAGAUGUAUUCUUGUUUGACUUAGAAAACCUAAACAUUUUAUUUGGUAUUGUGGGUAUUAAACAUUGUUUUUUAAUGCAAUCAUUAUAACUAGAUAGAGCAGAGAGAAGAAAAAAUACUUUGAUACCAUUCUGUCCUAGUCUUACAUACCUGUGAUUUGCUCCUGGAUAGAAGUUUGUAUGAUUGCCAACUUGAGUUCUUGCUCAGUAAACACCAUGCAAAAUGGGUUAAAAUAAAUUCUUAUCAGAUAUUACUGUUUUUGCCGGUAUCACCUCACUCCUAUUACCAGGAAACAAUAGAGAAUUAGAGAGACCGACCACCCAUCCUCAUCCCCGGCCCCUUUCUCCAUCUUAAAUGAAACUAGAUUUUAGGAAUUAAACAUCUGUAGGAUAAACAGUAAAGUAACAUAAUAGGAAGCACCUGCUAUGUAGAGGUGGACAAACCUAGGUUUGAAUGAGUACUCUACCAUUUAGCAGCUACUGGACCUUGGGCAAAUUACUUAAUUUCUCAGGAUUCUUUCAGGUGUAAAUGACAAAGAAACCCAAUUCAGACCAUCCUAAGCAAAAACUUGAGUGUGCUAGCUAAAGUGACUUGUAGAGUAGCUUAUACAGUUUAAAGAACUAUAGGAACUCGUGUCUCAGUGGCCUGAUUUGGGGGUUUAGAACCACCAGCACUUAAACUAUAUCUGUUUAUUUCUACUUUUCUUUGCAAAUUAGCCUAAUGGACACUGCAGAGAUGUUUCAUUAUAGGGCUUGUAAAAAUGACCUUGGGCUGCUUCAGGCCUACAUCCUUCAGCACAAUGUCACUAUAAGGUGGGGGAAAGGUGCAUUAUGAUUGACAGUCUCAUCAGGAACACACUGACUGGGGGAAGCAGUUCCUGAAGCAGAGUGGUAUUAUCAAAAGAAAGAGAACAGAAAGUCUGCUGAGCAGCCCUAAAGCACUCUCAUACACACAAAUAAGCUUAUUACAGUCCACUAGAGCUAGGAAUAGGUUCUUGU
Messenger RNA from Hippopotamus amphibius kiboko, 3579 nucleotides. RefSeq names its product acyl-CoA dehydrogenase long chain (gene ACADL). Gene Ontology annotation, cellular component: mitochondrion. The transcript is spliced from 11 exons. Bases 104 to 1423 code for a protein of 439 amino acids. Lineage: Eukaryota; Metazoa; Chordata; Mammalia; Artiodactyla; Hippopotamidae. Gene Ontology annotation, molecular function: flavin adenine dinucleotide binding; long-chain fatty acyl-CoA dehydrogenase activity. Gene Ontology annotation, biological process: fatty acid beta-oxidation using acyl-CoA dehydrogenase; long-chain fatty acid catabolic process; carnitine metabolic process, CoA-linked. The record is from RefSeq and is a predicted model, not a curated record.